UGCGUCUCCAAUCGAAUCUGCAAGAAUAAUAACAAGCAAAGUAUUUUUCUAUUAUAAUUUAUACAAACUAAAUUUAUGACUAUAAGUCAUAAAGUAAUGUCAAUGAGAGCGAUUACAUGUUAAUAAUAAGGUCGUGAUUAUAAAAAAUAUCGGCUGAUUAGACAUGAGUAAACACGAGGAUGUUGUGCAAAAUGAUGAACCAAGAAUGAUGGUAGAUGAUAAAAAUGAUGAUUCCCAGAAUUUUUCGAGUGAUAAAAAUUUAGAGGAGGAAUUGUUGAACUACGUGGCAAAGAGCAAGGCUAUAUUUAAGAGCCAACAAAAGGACGAUCCAGAUUUAACUUUCGACGAGAAAUUAACAAUCGCACGUAACGUUCUUCAGAAGAGCUAUUGCCUGUUCUUGUCGAAGUUCGGUCAAUACAUGAAGAAGGAACAUUUAAAGUUCUUUGAGAAGAUCAAGGAUGAGGAUUACGAAGUCGCUUAUCAUUAUAAUAGAUUGCAAAGGUAUUUCAAUAACUCCAAAAGACAGACCGAUGUCAGGAACAGGAGAUAUCAGGCACUUAAAUCCUUGGUAGAAGAAGGGGAAUAUUUCAGUGAAUGCGAAAUGAUGAAAAGAAACCCUUUACUAUAUGAACACUUGGUAGGGCAGUAUAUGACCGAGCAACAAAAGAAGAUUAGAGAUAACAUAGACACUGAAAACAUUACCUUUGUAAAUUUGUUAAUGGAGAAUAUAGAAAGGAAUAGUUUAAAAGAGAAACGGAAAUUACAAGAAGAAGAAGAACAAAGUGUAUUAGAAGAAAACGAUUCAGAUGAUGACACGGAGGAUAUAUGUAUUUCGAGAACUACUGACAAGGAACAUACUAAAUAUUGGGGCCAACCAUUUGAAUCAGAAAAGGAAUAUAAGAACGAAGGAUCAAAAACUAUAUGCAAUAUUUCGAAAGCAGAGAAAUUAAUACUCAAACAAGAAUUCGUGACAAAUAUGUACCAAAACUUCUUGGAUGGGAAGGACACAGACUUUGAUUAUAGCACUGUAGAUAAUAAUGAAGCGUAUGAUAAUAUAGAUCUGAGAACGCAGGACGAAGAAGAUAAAUAUUUUGAUGCAGAGUCACCUGAGACUCUCUGUCAGACUGAAGAUACGAACGAAAUUGAGACUGAGGAUGAACUGGAUGCUUAUAUGAAAUCGUUAAAGCCAAUGACACCUGCAAUAACUGGAGUGGAAGAGCAAGAGAAGUUACUCGAGGAUGCAAUCAGCGUGGUCAAGAUGCAGGCCUUCCAGAUGAAGCAUUGCCUCGACAAAUCUAAACUGAUGGAUGCAUUAAAACAUGCAUCUACGAUGUUAGGAGAACUUAGGACCUCACUCUUAAGUCCGAAAAGCUACUACGAAUUAUAUAUGGCUAUCACUGAUGAAUUAAGGCAUUUAGAGCUUUAUUUGUUAGAUGAAUUUCAGAAGGGAAGGAAAGUUACUGAUUUGUAUGAAUUAGUACAAUACGUUGGUAAUAUCGUGCCUAGAUUGUAUUUACUUAUCACAGUUGGAUUGGUUUAUAUCAAGACAACGCCAGGUUUAAAGAGAGACCUUUUGAGAGAUUUAGUAGAAAUGUGUAGAGGUGUUCAGCAUCCCCUGAGAGGCCUUUUUCUAAGGAAUUAUUUGUUACAAUGUACACGCAAUAUUUUACCAGAUGUUGCAGAGGAGGACGAUGAAGAUGGGAGUGUUCGCGAUAGUAUAGAUUUCGUUUUAAUGAAUUUCGCGGAGAUGAACAAAUUAUGGGUGCGAAUGCAACAUCAAGGUCAUACCAGAGACCGAGAAAGGAGAGAAAGAGAGAGAGAGGAACUACGAAUUUUAGUAGGGACAAAUCUCGUGCGACUGAGCCAGCUAGAGUCAGUUACUUUAGAGAAAUAUAAGAAGCUUGUCUUGCCAGGAAUUCUGGAACAAGUCGUCAGCUGUAGGGACGCGAUCGCUCAGGAAUAUCUCAUGGAAUGUAUAAUUCAAGUAUUUCCUGAUGAAUUCCAUCUACAAACGUUAAAUGCAUUUUUGAAGUCUUGCGCUGAACUGCAGAACGGUGUGAAUGUGAAAAAUAUAAUUAUUUCAUUGAUAGACAGACUUGCAGCAUUUAGCCAGAGAUCUGAUGGCGUGGGAGGGCCAGGGAGCCCUAGUCAAGUACCAGGGAUUCCACAGGAUGUAAAACUCUUCGAUGUUUUUAGUGAUCAGAUAGCUAUCAUUAUACAGACCAGGCAAGAUAUGCCUCCAGAGGAUAUAGUGUCUCUCCAAGUAGCUCUCAUUAAUUUGGCACACAAAUGUUAUCCUGACAGAGUAAACUACGUAGAUAAGGUGUUGUUGACGACUGUCCAAAUAUUCCAAAAGCAAAAUGUAGAGAAGCUCGAGUAUAAUAGUGCUGUAUCAAGAGAAUUAGUGAGGCUAAUGAAAAUUCCGAUAGAUAAUUACAAGAACAUACUGACUGUUCUGAAACUCGAGCACUUCGCACCAUUGCUAGAUUACUUUGACUACGAGGGCAGAAAGUUAUUAGCCAUUUAUAUAAUAACAAACAUUUUAGAAAACGAGACUCUUAUACCAACUCAGGAGCAAGUAGAUGCGGUUCUUUUAAUGGUGUCUUCUUUGGUGCAAGAUCAAUUAGAUCAACCUAACAUAGAAGAAGAUCCGGAGGACUUUGCAGAGGAGCAGGGACUCCUCGGUAGACUGAUACAUCAUUUUAAGUCAGAGACAGCUGAUCAGCAAUACAUGAUAUUGAGCGCGGCUAGGAAACAUUUCGUUGCAGGUGGUAAUAAGAGAAUAAAGUACACUCUACCGCCAAUUGUGUUUCAGGCUUACCAGUUGGCUUUUACAUACAAGUCACUGCAAGAUCAAGAUGAAAUGUGGCAGAAGAAAUGUCAGAAGAUAUUUCAGUUCUGUCACGCCACUAUCACUGCAUUAAUGAAGGCUGAAUUAGCUGAAUUGCCUUUGAGGCUGUUUCUUCAGGGUGCGAUAGCGAUAGGAGAGAUCCGUUUCGACAAUUUCGAAAUGGUCGCUUAUGAAUUUAUGAGCCAAGCAUUUUCAAUAUACGAGGAUGAAAUAAGUGAUUCUAAAGCUCAGUUAGCAGCCAUUACAUUAAUCAUAGCCACAUUUGAACAAAUGAGCUGCUUCAGCGAAGAGAACGCGGAACCAGUACGCAACCAGUGUGCUUUGUACGCUAGUAAAUUGCUCAGGAAGCCAGACCAGUGUAGAGGAGUUGCUACGUGUUCUCAUAUAUUCUGGUCUGGAAAAUCGUUAGUAACUGGAGGGAAGGAGAUGCACGAUGGGAAUAAAGUGUUGGAUUGCUUGAAAAAAGGCAUCAGAAUAGCCAGCCAGUGUAUGGAUACUUCAGUUCAAGUACAACUCUAUGUUGAACUGUUGAACCAUUACAUUUAUUUUUAUGAGAAGGGCAACACAGCGGUGACUGUUCAAAUCUUAAAUCAGGUGAUUGCUAAAAUUAGGGAAGAACUACCGAACUUGGAAGUUAGCGAAGAAACGGAACAGAUUCAGAAGCAUUUGGCUAAUACUUUGGAACAUCUGAGAAAUAGGAUGGAAACAGAAUCUGGAGAAGACGAUGGACUCUCAUACCAAGGACUUGUCAUCUAAUCCGUUACGAACAAUAAUUUUGUACAUACGAGUAUAAGAUAAUUAUUUUAUAAACUGAUUUUAACUUCUGAAAUUGAACGCUUACUAGAUGUAUCGUCAGUACUCCAAUUACAUCAGUCUGUGUAAAGGAACUGUUAAUAAUGUAAUAAUCAUUUGUUAAGUUACGAAAUAUAUUGAUUUUAUAUAGC
Messenger RNA from Ceratina calcarata, 3795 nucleotides. Its product is annotated as Vacuolar protein sorting 35. Gene Ontology annotation, cellular component: retromer, cargo-selective complex; retromer complex; late endosome. The transcript is spliced from 13 exons. Gene Ontology annotation, biological process: intracellular protein transport; retrograde transport, endosome to Golgi. NCBI's taxonomy places the organism in Eukaryota, Metazoa, Arthropoda, Insecta, Hymenoptera, Apidae. The coding region runs from base 164 to 3607 and encodes 1147 amino acids. The record is from RefSeq and is a predicted model, not a curated record.